AUGUCUGCUCCUGACGUCGCCAACGAUCGUCCCGAAACAGGCCACUCGGCCGGGAAAAGCUCCUUGUCUAGCAAAUCGGACCCGAAUUCAGCCCUUCGAGGUGAAGAGGCCGUCUACAGCGUUGGCUCUACCGGAUUCUCUCUACGCUCGAUGCAGCAUCGCGAUCGCGAGGGCAAGGUGAUCACCGAACCCGACCUAUCCAACCCCACCCGAUACCGAUUCGAGCGACCACUAGAAACAAUCCGAUCAUUCGAGGCAGCUAUCGAACGUCGUCGGAGAGAGAAUAUGUGA
Aspergillus sclerotioniger CBS 115572 is the source of this 291-nucleotide messenger RNA. RefSeq names its product DUF2406 domain-containing protein. The record is from RefSeq and is a predicted model, not a curated record. The transcript is spliced from 3 exons. NCBI's taxonomy places the organism in Eukaryota, Fungi, Ascomycota, Eurotiomycetes, Eurotiales, Aspergillaceae. Bases 1 to 291 code for a protein of 96 amino acids.